Raphanus sativus (radish) is the source of this 1824-nucleotide messenger RNA. RefSeq names its product cytochrome c oxidase assembly protein COX11, mitochondrial. Lineage: Eukaryota; Viridiplantae; Streptophyta; Magnoliopsida; Brassicales; Brassicaceae. The record is from RefSeq and is a predicted model, not a curated record. Gene Ontology annotation, molecular function: copper ion binding. The transcript is spliced from 7 exons. Gene Ontology annotation, cellular component: mitochondrial inner membrane. Bases 146 to 964 code for a protein of 272 amino acids.
UUUUAAAAAAUAAUAUAUAUAUAGGUUUCAUUUCAUGUGACGUAUUUUUGAUAUCUCUACCGCCGACGACACAAGAACGCCGUUUGUUUACCGGUGAGUCUUCAGUUAGCUUUCCAAAUCGAUCGGGAAUCAUUCCUCGUCGGCCAUGUCGUUGUCGAAGGCAUGUCGUGGGACUCCGAUUUCUUCGUAUCUACACAAGUUUCAUCGAACAAAUCUUUCUACAAGGACUAUGCCUCUUGCUCCAUGCUCUCGUUACUAUUACACUCAUGGAGAUGGAGCUUAUAAAGGCAAUCAUCAUCUCCCAAACAAGAGAGGGCUUUGGGGAAGCUCAUCUUCGUUUUUAUCGAUGUUACAUGGUGGUGCUCAUCGCCAGUAUUCCACUCACUCGAUAACAGAAACCAAAUCACAGAAAAUGCUUUAUUACCUCACUGCUGUAGUCUUUGGCAUGGUUGGGUUGACUUACGCGGCUGUGCCAUUGUAUAGAACCUUCUGUCAAGCUACUGGUUAUGGAGGUACUGUUCAACGCAAAGAGACUGUUGAGGAGAAGAUUGCUAGGCAUUCAGAAUCUGGUACCGUCACUGAAAGGGAGAUUGUGGUGCAUUUCAAUGCUGAUGUUGCAGAUGGGAUGCAAUGGAAGUUCACUCCAACUCAAAGAGAGGUGAGAGUAAAGCCAGGAGAAAGCGUGCUUGCCUUUUACACUGCUGAAAACAAAAGUUCAGCUCCAAUAACUGGAGUCUCCACAUACAAUGUCACUCCCAUGAAGGCAGGAGUUUAUUUCAACAAGAUACAGUGUUUUUGCUAUGAGGAACAGCGACUUCUCCCCGGAGAACAGAUCGACGUGCCGGUGUUCUUCUACAUUGAUCCUGAGAUUGAGACUGAUCCGAGAAUGGACGGAAUCAACAACCUGAUAUUGUCUUACACUUUCUUCAAAGUGUCCGAGGAAAUUACUACAAAUACUAACUAACAAUUCUGUUGUGCAUACCCCUUAUGCAUGAAGAAGAGGCUCAUUUAUUUUAAUUAAAUAAAUGCAGUAAUGUUGGUUAAUUGAAUUUGCUGGAAACUCUUAUCGUUGUUAUGCAAUUUGUAUUUUAGUUUUUUUUGCUUCAGUUAAAUAUAAUCAAACAUGAAAUUUUAUUGAAUACUUCUUGAGUCAAAUAAAUUUAUACAACGAUGGUAACAACAACAGAGUAUUCUCGAAACAAAGCAGUAAAGAAGCUAAUCGAGACAAGAGAGACAGACAACAAUAGCAGCAAGGUGGUUAAUGAUGGGGUUGGUGUUUGAAAGUACGUAACCAGCUAUUGAGCCGUUGCAUAGCUGAAAAGUCCACCUUCUUCGGAAAAUUAGGGUAAGUAACAGUUGAUGGAGCUGGCGAAUAAGCAAUAAGAGCUUGAUAACUUGAAACAGAAGGUUACUGUUUUUGGUACAGAUAGAUUUGGCAACGAGAAAUAAAGACUCUGUUUGCCAGUUUCGUUGACGAAGAGAAGCGAGAUCAAGUUUGUUACUGAUAUCAGAAGCAGAUAUGGCAGUGUGGCACCAGGAACCACGUGAGUGUUGCUAUAAACAAGAACAGCCCCAUUGUCUGGUGCAAAAGGAAACGACUUAACAUACACAGUGAACGUCAACGAGUUGACUUUUCUGCAAUCACUCUCAAGAUUCCUGACUUUUUAUUUUAUCAUUAAUGUCGAAAAAUCAGACCAAUGUUUCAGCUUAUUUUACAUAUUAAGAUUUUGACUAUUUUGAUCGGAAACAAGUUGAAAUGUUUAUGUCAAAAUCCCAAAUCCUAAGUGAAAAUUGGAUUUAAAAAAAAAAAACAAAUAAACAGAA